Morus notabilis is the source of this 1651-nucleotide messenger RNA. Its product is annotated as coumaroyl-CoA:anthocyanidin 3-O-glucoside-6''-O-coumaroyltransferase 1. The transcript has a single exon. The record is from RefSeq and is a predicted model, not a curated record. NCBI's taxonomy places the organism in Eukaryota, Viridiplantae, Streptophyta, Magnoliopsida, Rosales, Moraceae. Bases 90 to 1520 code for a protein of 476 amino acids.
CAAAUAUCAUAGCAAGCAUAUUUUGUCCUUAAACCUUCUGUCCUUAAUUUUCAUUGAUCAACCGGAAUUCUCUUGUCCUCACAAUAUCAAUGGCUGAUCUACAGCCGAAUAAGCAAGAACUUAUCAAGAUAAUCGAGCAGAGCAAGGUGUCUCCACCGCCGGGGACAGUCCCGACGACCUCUCUCCCUCUCAGCUUCUUUGACGUGCCAUGGCUUCUUUUUGCCAACAUGCAACGUCCCUACUUCUACGAAUUCCCUCACUCAACCCACCACUUCUUAGAAACCCGACUUCCUUCUCUCAAACACUCCCUCUCCCUCACUCUCCAACACUUCUUCCCCUUCGCCGCCAACCUCAUCCUCCCUCCGCCGCCCGCGAAGCCUCACAUUCUCUUCGCGGAAGGCGACUCGGCCGUUUCCCUCACCGUCGCCGAGUCCGCUGCCGACUUCCAUUUCCUCUCAGCCAAUCACCCGCGACCCGUCCGAGCAUUGGACACGUUCGUCCCCAAGUUGGCGCCGGCACGUGUGGAUGGCGACACGCGUAUGGAGCCUAUUAUGGCCUUGCAGUUCACCGUCUUUCCCAACUCCGGCAUAUGCAUUGGCCUCCGGUGCAACCACGUGGCGGGAGACGCGAGGUCGCUUCACCACUUCAUGAAAUCAUGGGCGUUGGUUUGCAAGACCGGAGGAGAUUUGACUUCGCUUGAUGGAGAUUCAGGGCUGCCGUCUCUUGACAGGACCGCGGUGAAGGACCCGUAUGGGCUUGAGCUCGUGUUCUUGAAAGCUUGGUGGAGUUUGGCAUCGACAUGGAAAAAUGAGGACCAAAGAUCAGUCCUUGACACUGAUGAUCAUCAUAGCCUCCGUGCCACGGUCGUUCUGUGCCGAGACAAGAUUGAGAGAUUAAGGCAUUGGAUCACAAAUCAAUUGGCCAACGACAACGAGAACUCCACAACACUUCACAUGUCGUCGUUUGUCGUCAUUUCCGCGUUGAUUUGGGUUUGCUUAGCGAAAUCAGAAGAGAGAAAUUCCAAAGUUAAUAAAGAUGAUGAUGAUCCUUACUACUUUGCCUUCGUAGCGGAAUGUCGAAGCCGCCUCGAGUUUCCAUUGCCGACGACUUAUUUUGGGAAUUGCUUGACGGUGUGUUUCGCGCCGGUGAAGGCGGCGGAGCUGUUGGGCGAAAAUGGGGUCGCCACGGCUGCCAAGGCUAUUGGGAAGGAAGUUGGGGAACUGAACAGGAAACCUUUGAAAGAGUUGGAGAAUUUUUUGAUCAAGUUCAAGAAAAUCAAGGAUUCAGGGUGGAAACAUGUUACCGUUUUGGGAUCGCCAAAAUUUGGUCUUUAUGAGACGGAUUUCGGGUGGGGGAGACCCAAAAAGUGCGAAUCCAUCCAUUUUCGUGAUUCAACCGCUUUUUUAAUUGCUCAGAGUAGGGACGAGAAAGGUGGUGCUGAAGUCAGUUUGGUUCUUAGCAAGGAUCAAAUGAGUCGUUUCAACGCCAUCUUGGAGGAAAUCUUGAUGGGGUUGGUCUGAUUUGACUUUUGAUUUAGGUUCCAGUCGUUUGUCUUUCCUUGAUGUUCUUCUCGUUUUGACGAUUGUAUUAUGCUUGUUGUCGUCUUUUAUAACUAUGUGUUGUUUCAGGUAACGUCACUCAAUUUUUUUUA